AUGCUGCUGUUACGCAACGUUCUACGUCCUGGUCUGUUCCUGCGGCGUUCUUUUUCCACCGGCUCUACAACAUGUACAGAGUUCCCCUUCGACCGCCCUAGCCCCAUGCGACUUCCCAAGGAGGACCAAGAAGAGUUUGAACGGCUUGUUCGUGAAAAUGAAAAUAAGACGCCCUUUGUGAGCGAGGAUGAAGAUGGCAACGUGAUUAAUCUCCAUCCGGAUGCCCGCCAAGCCCCUGCCGCUGACUUCAAAGGCGAUACCAACCCUGAAACUGGUGAAGUGGGAGGGCCGAAAUCCGACCCGCUUCGCUGGAAAUCUGAGUGGUCCUUCGGCGGACGUGCUACUGACUUUUAA
Messenger RNA from Malassezia pachydermatis, 354 nucleotides. RefSeq lists its product as hypothetical. The transcript is spliced from 2 exons. The coding region runs from base 1 to 354 and encodes 117 amino acids. Gene Ontology annotation, biological process: mitochondrial respiratory chain complex II assembly. Gene Ontology annotation, cellular component: mitochondrion. The record is from RefSeq and is a predicted model, not a curated record. NCBI's taxonomy places the organism in Eukaryota, Fungi, Basidiomycota, Malasseziomycetes, Malasseziales, Malasseziaceae.